Westerdykella ornata is the source of this 696-nucleotide messenger RNA. RefSeq lists its product as uncharacterized. Gene Ontology annotation, biological process: box C/D snoRNP assembly. The coding region runs from base 1 to 696 and encodes 231 amino acids. The transcript has 2 exons. The record is from RefSeq and is a predicted model, not a curated record. NCBI's taxonomy places the organism in Eukaryota, Fungi, Ascomycota, Dothideomycetes, Pleosporales, Sporormiaceae.
AUGGAUACAGCAAUCUCAAGGAAAAGGUUACAGGACGUCAAAAUCUGCGACCACCGCCGUACUCGCCCCAAACUCGGGACGCCUGCCUCCAACGAAUCCGCCGUCCCAGCUCGUUCGGCGUCGAGAGCUGCAAGCACAUCCGGUGCCUCAGAUAUCCGCGAUAUGGACUCCGAAGGUAGUAGUGAACUCUCCGAAUCGAGCGAGGAGCCAAGUUCAGAGAGCUCGAGCGACGCGGCAAGCGAAAGCACCAGUGACGAUGACGAUGACGAUUCCGGGUCGGAAACGGCGGAUGAGCGGAACGAGUCCGGACCUGUUAAUUUGCGCGCGAAUAGAGGGGAGAAACCUCACAUGAGGAUCAGCAAGGAUGAACUAGGACCAGACAUCCGCGACUUCCUCAAGGACUUCCUGCCACAAUUGAAAGCUGCGAAUGAGGAACUGGAGGCCGAGCGCCAGGCGGGUACACUGGAGAAUAGAAAAAUCGAGACAGAGGGAGAUGGCGAAGGAGAAUAUAUUGAGAUGAACCUGGGACUUGGUGUGCUGGAAGAAAAAGACCCCGACGCGGCCGCAGACUCGUCCGAAAGCGAUAGCGAAGAAGACUCGCAAACCGAGAAGGAUAUUAUGGGAAAGCUUUUGGGCAGAAAGGAGAAACCGAUUGGCGCACAUAUUGAAGAAGUGGAAGAUGAGGAGCAUGGGUGA